Seriola dumerili (greater amberjack) is the source of this 1062-nucleotide messenger RNA. Its product is annotated as G-protein coupled receptor 26-like. The transcript is spliced from 3 exons. The record is from RefSeq and is a predicted model, not a curated record. Lineage: Eukaryota; Metazoa; Chordata; Actinopteri; Carangiformes; Carangidae. Gene Ontology annotation, cellular component: membrane. Gene Ontology annotation, biological process: adenylate cyclase-activating G protein-coupled receptor signaling pathway. Gene Ontology annotation, molecular function: G protein-coupled receptor activity. Bases 1 to 1062 code for a protein of 353 amino acids.
AUGGACGCAGCGGAUAUAGCUGCUUCCGUGUUAGUUUUGGGGAUCAUUUUCGUGUCGUUGCUGUCCAACGUUGUGGUGCUGAUCUGCUUUCUGUACAACCCGGAGAUCCGCAAACAGGUGCCCGGUCUUUUUAUCCUCAACUUGACGUUUUGCAACCUGUUGCUAAGCGUGUCCAACAUGCCACUAACUCUUGUCGGGCUCGUCACCACGGGUCACCCCGGAGGCAGCGGCUUCUGUCAAAUUGUGGGUUUUCUCGACACUUUCCUCACCACAAACUCCAUGCUGAGCAUGGCAGCUCUCAGCAUCGAUAGAUGGGUUGCGGUGGUGUUCCCACUGAGUUACCACUCAAGAAUACGACAUCGGGAUGCAGUGAUCGCGCUGGGAUACACGUGGAUACACUCACUCUGCUUCUCCACAGUUGCCACCUGCCGCUCCUGGGUGGGCUACCACCACCUUUACGCGUCGUGCACUCUCUGCAAUGCCAGGGCGAAGGCAUCCGGCACGCAGUUCAUCAUUUUCACCGUGGCUCUGCACUCUCUCACUUUCCUCCUCACGCUGAUCGUGUUGUGUGUAACGUAUCUGAAAGUGCUGAAAGUUGCAAGGUUUCACUGUAAACGCAUCGACGUGAUCACUAUGCAGACGUUGGUGCUGCUCGUGGACAUUCACCCCAGUGUGCGCCAGAAAUGCUUGGAUGAGCAGAAGCGGAGGAGGCAGAGGGCCACGAAGAAGAUCAGUACAUUCAUCGGCACAUUUGUGGUGUGCUUCACCCCUUAUGUCAUUACAAGAAUUGUGGAGCUCUUCUGCCCAGUGCCCAUAAGCCCUCACUGGGGUGUGCUUUCCAAAUGUUUGGCCUAUAGCAAGGCAGCAAGUGACCCGUUUGUCUACUCGCUGCUGCGCCACCAGUACAGGAAGACCUGUAGCCUCCUGGCUAACAAAGUCCUCAAGAGGAGUCCACUCAACUCCUCCUCCCUCAGGAUGGAGAACAACGCAGGGAGGAGCGACAAUAACGUCAACAUAACCAACAACAUCCAACCGCCUACCAACAAGCCACUGGGACAGUGA